Paramecium primaurelia is the source of this 1969-nucleotide messenger RNA. NCBI's taxonomy places the organism in Eukaryota, Ciliophora, Oligohymenophorea, Peniculida, Parameciidae. The record is from the annotation of a GenBank genome assembly.
AUGACAGAAGAAUCAAAUUCAAUCUUAACAACAAUAAAGUAUUACAAAAGUAUUUUAAAAUUUCCAUCUUUUCCAAAAUAAUAUUCAGAAUUAGAUGAGACUUAAGAAUAGAAUGAACUUUUUUUUUGUAAUUCUAAAUAAAGAAAAGAGGAAAGUUUAAGACUCUUAAAAGAAUGGGCUUAAAAUAGAAUGGAAUUAUUUGAAAAGAAUAGAGAAAUUGUUGAAGAAUUAGCUAAUUCUUGUGAUUAUAGAAUACGAUUAUCAGUUGAUUUUCUUUAAAUUGUUUACAAAUUUUUCAAUGAGAAAUAUUUUCAUGAAUAAUAAUAUGCUCAAUUCCUUAUUACAAAACCUCAACCAGCAUUAAAAUAAAAUCCACUUAAUUAAUAAUUAUAUUCUACAAUAGGAAUUUCUAUAUCAACAUUUGAAGAAUACAAUUUAAAAAGAUUAGAAAAAAUUGCAAAUUUUGCACAUUCAAUUCAAACUGAAAUACUAAAAGCAUAAUCAUUUCAUGAUUUAAGUGAUAUGGAUAAAUAAUUAGAUUUACUUUUGAGUUCAAUAAUAACAUAAAAAAAAUUACUUUAAAAUUAUAUUACAUCAGCAGGUUAAAAAUUAAAUUAAAUUAUCUAAUAAUUUCCAUAACAUCAACCACCUUAAAGAUAGAGAAAACCAAUAUUUGAUGAUUAAUAAUAAUAACCUUAAUAAAGUAGGACUGAUAAAAUUUUAUAAAAUAUUUCUGCUUUAGGAACAUUAUUAGUUGGAGCAUCAUCUUUAUAAGAUCCAGUUGAAAUGGAACUAAAUUAAUAAAUGAAAGAAUAAGAAAGAUAAAUUAGAGAAUAAUAAUUAAAAGAAGAAUAAAGUUUAAGUAAUGGAAGUGAAUUAUAAUAAGAACAAGAGGCUUAAUAAUAGAAAUAGGAAAUAAAUAAAGAAGAAGAAUAAGUAGUUAAAUAAAUUUAGAAUGAUUAAAUAUUAAAAGUAGAGAAUUAAGUAGAAUUAUAAGAUAAAUAAAUAGAAACAUAAGAUAAAUAAAUAGAAUUAAAAGAAAAUCAAUAAGAUUAAUAAUAAUAAAAAUCACCAGAAUCAUUAAGUAGUGCUGAAUAUUACAAAUAAUAAUAAUAAUUAAAAGAAUAAUAAUAAUUUGAAUAAAAUAAACUGAGAUCUAAAAAUUACUAACCUCAAGGUUAAUAGAAUUAAUAAAUCAUAUAUGAAGAUGAUGGUAGAAAAUAAAAUAAUCAACCAGUUGAUUUAUAUAGACUUAUUAUUAGUUUUGUAGCAACUCAAUAAUAUGCUAACAAAUUAUUAAAUUAAUUGGCUGAAAAAGUAUUAUAAUAUUGGAAAUAAGUAUAUUUCAUUAAAAUAUUAUUAGGUUAUUGCAAUAGAAUCAAAACGAGCUUAAUGGGCUAAAGAUUCAUGUUUGAUAUAUAAAAAGGGAAUUGCAGAAGUACAUAAUUUAUAAGUAGAAUUACCUGAAUUAUCAAUUGAUGUUGAUUAACAUUACAAUCUUAGAAAAAUAUUACCAAAAGAAAUUGCAUAAUUUGAAGAUGGUCAUUAGGAAGAAUUCAUAUAAACUUUAGUUAUAAAAGAGAUUGGAUGUUAAGCAGCAAGACUUUUAUUAGUAAAAGAAUUUAAAGUACAUGUUAUUGAUAAAAAUAAUGAAUUAUCAGCUAUUUUAGUAUUAACUAUUGAUAAAUAUGUUGGCUGUUGGUUAAAACAUGAAGAUACAAUAGAAGGUAUUUUAAUAUUGAAUUUAAGCUGUUGAUAAUCCAGUUCUUCAUUAUCCAAUAAAAGGUAUGGCAAUUCAGAAAGUUAAUGAACUAAUAUUAGAUAUAAUGCCAUCAAGACAUUUAUUAUUUUUGAAUGUAAUCUUAAUAAUCUAUUUUAGAUUGCAAAUGAUAGAUAGAAAAGCAAAAUUAAAUUUUAAACAGCAGAUGAUAUGGAAGAAUUUUGUACAAUUUCAUAAGCAAAAGCUUGA